AUGAGCAAUCUAAAAGGAACAAGCAGGAUUAUGGUAGUUGCAAUACUCAUGGCAGCAUGUGUGUUUAUGAACAGCAGCAUAGCGGCUGGAAGAUUUAUUGGAUAUCCACCAAUACGUCGUGGUGAUAGUCCUCCUGGCUGUGAUCCUAAAUAUCCUGGCACAUGUAAACCACCACAACCGGUAAAUCCGUACAAACCAGGAUGUGGGGGAAGAUGUAGACGCCCGCCACUUCCUCGAACAAUCAAUAUCUAA
Molecule: messenger RNA, 252 nt
Organism: Raphanus sativus (radish)
Lineage: Eukaryota; Viridiplantae; Streptophyta; Magnoliopsida; Brassicales; Brassicaceae
Product: protein RALF-like 28
Exons: 1
Coding region: 1-252 (83 amino acids)
Source: RefSeq, a predicted model, not a curated record